AAAAAGAAAAACUUUUUCUUCCGCUCUGUCCUGCGUGUUUUCCCGUCCCCCGGCGCUCUUGGCGCAAACCCUUGGGAGGCAGAGUCCAACCAUGGCGUGUGCGCUGCUGCCUGCAGGUGUGGCCGCGGCCCUACCGUCUCCUCGCCGGAGCGCCGCCGCCCCCAAGGGACAGCCGAACCAAGUCGCGUGCACGAACCAGCUUCACUGUAAGCUGCCUUUAAGUGAGCCCCACAGAUCCUGGAGCCUUGUUGGCUGCUGCACAUGUUCAGGUUCGUCGACAGGAGCAGCUAUGUCAAGGAGAUCUGCAGAUGCUGUAAGUUUUCAUACCGAUGUAUCUCUGAGAAACUCUGUGGAUGCUGUUCUAGGUGCGCAGAUAGUUAUCUCUGGCUACUGGAUUGGCCCCGAUGUGGAAGAUGGUAGUGGUCAUGUUCAGGCCAUUCUGCAAAGAAUUCACUGAUGAUGCGUCAUUGUUAACAAGACUCCCUCCGAUGCAAAUUAUCUGGAGGAAAGCUAUGUAUGCCAAAAUGUGAAUUUAGAUUAUUAUUACCCUCCUGGAGAUAUAAUACUAGCAAGUUGGGGAGACUGUUUGAUUUCUACUGCUGCUGUACAUAGUUUUUGUGCAAUAUGCCUCAAGUUUCUGCGGCAUCAAGUAAUAAACAUUACUGUGCGCUAGAUCAGUUUCUGUGUAUAUGAAUCACGGACCGACUACUUGCUUGCUCGUAGACUGGUUUAGUAAUAAAUUUCUCGCUAAAUGUCAAAACACCCCUGAACUUGGUAUGAGUGCUAGCCGAUGAUUUUCAGUUGUAGGCUAUCCAGUGUCAGGCAAUAGUUGUUGUUUGCGCUGUUGCACAUUUAGUAAUUAUUUGGUAUUAAAAGAAGCAGUGGUGCAAUUUUUGUUGAGAAACUGAGCUUUAUCUGGUGAUUUAUGAUCAGAUGCGUUCUCAGGCCGCUUAUAGUGAGCCAUUCGGCUUCGGCGCUGGUAAUUAUAGCCUCCCGUGGGUUGGGGUUAAAGAUAGUCUAGACAUUUUCUUUGAAUCGAUUGACGCAUGAGCUUGCCUUUUACCAGAUCUACAAGUAUUUUGUUGCGUGUGCGACUUGUUUUACAUAUUUUCUUUCUACAUUCUAGGGUGUGUGAUGUGUCAAGCUGUUGUUGACUUGAUGCGUGUGUUGUG
This is a messenger RNA of Triticum dicoccoides, 1172 nucleotides long. RefSeq lists its product as uncharacterized. The record is from RefSeq and is a predicted model, not a curated record. NCBI's taxonomy places the organism in Eukaryota, Viridiplantae, Streptophyta, Magnoliopsida, Poales, Poaceae. The transcript has 4 exons. Bases 92 to 457 code for a protein of 121 amino acids.